AUGUAAAAUUAUGCAAUACUUAUAAUAACUUUACUAAGUUUCAUUUUAGUAAAAUUAAUAUUAGUAAAAUUAAAAAUAAAAAAGAGAAUUAAGAAUUUAAAGCAUCCAAUUGAAUAAGCUAGAAGAUUUAUAAAAGGAAAAUCAGAUUAAUAAUUAAUGUAGAAAAUGCAGUAAUUCCCAGGAAUAAUAAAAUUAAACAGGUAAAAAGCUAUGAAAAUAUAAUAAUAAUAAUAAUCAAGCUGUUGUAAUAUAAAGGAAAUGGUUGAUAUAAUAGAAUACAUAGCAAUAUUGAUUGGUAUUUUAGAAUUGAAGAAAGAGUAACAAUUAUUAAUUGAUUCAUUAUUAGAGACAGUAAACAUUGAAUUAAAAUAAUAUUAAACAGUUGGUUCUGAAUAUUUAUAGACCAAACAAGAGUAAUUUGAAAUUCAUAAAUUGUACAAAAGAAAAGUUUGA
Messenger RNA from Paramecium sonneborni, 453 nucleotides. Lineage: Eukaryota; Ciliophora; Oligohymenophorea; Peniculida; Parameciidae. The record is from the annotation of a GenBank genome assembly.